Sander lucioperca (pikeperch) is the source of this 1366-nucleotide messenger RNA. It is a transcript of the gene nhej1, whose product is annotated as nonhomologous end-joining factor 1. Gene Ontology annotation, cellular component: nucleus; DNA ligase IV complex. Bases 364 to 1329 code for a protein of 321 amino acids. Gene Ontology annotation, molecular function: DNA end binding. Gene Ontology annotation, biological process: double-strand break repair via nonhomologous end joining. The transcript is spliced from 9 exons. The record is from RefSeq and is a predicted model, not a curated record. Lineage: Eukaryota; Metazoa; Chordata; Actinopteri; Perciformes; Percidae.
CGUAAUAUAUAUAAGCGGAACCUUUGAAAUGCGCUCUUGUUUGACCUCGGUGCUAGAAUCCUGAACUGUCAACAGGAACAGGCGGAGGAGCAGCAGCAGCGGCAGCCCUUGUUGCAAACGUUGGUAGUUUUAAAGUGCUAAUUCUCUUAUCGUUCGUUUUCGUAUUUUAAUAUUUCCCCAGUCCCAUUACAGGUCAGAAGAGAAGAGCCGGUAACCCGCAGGAGCUGCCACUGCGGUAUCCCUCCUGCAAGGUGGUGAUUAUGCGGCCGGGACGGCGUCUGUAACCCGGCUUUAACACAUCUCAGUUCAGGCUUUAGGGGCGCAUUCCUUGGAGUCUGUUUGGUACCGUGUUUCUGGGCCGUGAUGGAGCCCGGAGGAACUUCCGCUGACGUCCUCCUGCAGCGUCCCUGGCUUCCUGUGAGCAUCAGCGGCUGGCGGCUCCUCACUAAGAGCUGGUUUGGGGAAACGGCGUACCACAUCCUGCUGACAGACGUGCACUGUGUGUGGGAAGAGAGGAUGGACUCUGCAGCCCUCCAGAAGAGAGCACAGGAGCUGAACAGACGUUUGCGAGCCCCGGUCAAAGCGUUCUUCUCCCACCUGUGUGAAGUAGUCCAGCCCUGCCUGUCAGGAAGUGACGCACGGCCCGACAGGGAGGCUCAGAUCUCGCUGGCGCGGCAGGACGACGGAAACAUCAGCAUCAAGCUGAAGAGUGAGCUGGCAGGGCUGCCCUUCUACUGGGAGUUUCACUGCACCCCCGCCCCCGUCACUGUGGUGUGUGUUCAGCUGGUGCGCCCCCUGCUGGUGAUGAGCCACCUGCUGCAGCGGCAGGUGGAGCAGCUCGGAGGACUGCUGGGGAGGAAGGACGCAGAGAUCCAGGACUACAGAGAGAACGGAGCAACACUCAGCAGAGAGCGACUGCAGACGGACGUCUUUGAGGAGCAAACCUACAGAGAGGACUUCAUGUUGAAGACUCUUCCUCUGCUGUGUUCUGAGCAGCCGGACGCUCACGGCUUCAACGCCGACCUCCAACACCUGUACGGAGCUGUCGUCACCCGCGGAAACACACGGAAACGCAAACUGUCCGAGGAGCGCCCUGCUGAGGAGGACCAACCAGCCGCUGCCGGAAAAGAAGCAGACGUCCCCUCGUCUUUAGGUGGAUCCGUCACCAAUAGUGACGCGGGUCAAGAGGACGUGCAGGAGGACGCAGCCAGAGCCAAGAUGGCCGACAAACCCGCUGCAGUACAGCAGUCUCUGCCGGUAACGUCCAAAACUGCAGAGCGACCGUCCUCCAAACCAAAGAAGAAGAAAGUGGUGGGACUGUUCAGAUGAGCCGAGCAGUAGGGACGCACACUCAGACCACUACUAA